CUCCGCCUCCUUUACCCCCUCCACUCCUUGUUCUUCCGUCUUCUCAUCCCUGCUAGUCGACUGCUGGGGGGUCUUAAACUCGUUUUUUCCAUCGCUCGUGCGCUCCGCUUUUGAUGCCCGCUAACCGGGCUGAAUGUUUUUUUUGAACACUGCGUCGGUGUGAACUCUCCACCUUGUGACACGACCGUAGUGUUAUUCUCCUCUCCCUCCUCCCCUUGCCUCCUCGCCGAUCCAAUUCGCAUUCUCGCGCCCCCUCUGAUUGCCACCCGGAUUUGUCGCUUCUUGUCUGUGUCCGUAUUGGUCUUGUUUUCGCAUUCCCCGGCUUGGUUGUGUGCGGGUGAUGGUGAUGUGCCAGGACUUUUUCUUGGUCGUGGAUUAGCGAUCAGCUGUUUCUGGUUUUGUAUGGGAAGCAUUGGUGCAUAGGCAACUUGAUGUCCUUCAGCGCACUUCGAGACUGGCACCGCCUUGAACACUUGAGGGAACGGCGCAGAUUGGAUUGUAAAUAGUGGAUGAUUGUCGCCUGAAAAAUUAUGGAAACUCGAGGGUUUGAGUUUGACACUCAUUCCAUGGCCGCAGGGCACUACUCUGUGCACAAUUUAGGUCGAGAAUCGUCACGUGGAUCGGCUAGAAUUGAGGAGCACACGAAUUACGAAUCACCGUCUCAUCCUGCGCGCAUAGCUAGGGCAACGCGUGCAGCGCGUGUAGGGUUCAGAAGCCCUGCCAAACGCCCAUACACGCCCGCUCAACAAGCACGACAAGCAGAGAGUCUGAAAGCCAUUCUCCCAGAAUUGGAUACUGCAUUAGCCGUUCAUAAUAGAAGUGAGAGGACCUCACAAAGAACUCCAGAGUUUGACCGCACUCGAGGCGCGGUUCACACCAAGCCUUCCAAGGGGCCACAGUACGCAUUGAAGGUUGCUUUGGAUGCUGCUAAUGCACUAGGGAAAGGUUUCGACGUUACCUCGGAUUUUCGUCUUGCGUUUGCCAAGGGCUCUUCUGGAUCCCGUUUAGUUGAAAUUGAUGAAGAGAAUACACAAGACAUCUACGCGCCUGGGAAUGUUGUGAUUCCCAAUGUGUCCAUUGACAUAAGGUGUGACAAAGGGGAAAAAACGCACUAUGCCUCGGAAGUUUUGACAUAUGCCCAGAUGUGUGGUCGUUUUAACCAAGCUGCCGCUAUUGAUGGGAAGAUGCCGUUGGGUCUCUUCAAUAAUAUGUUCAGCUUCCAUGGUCCUUGGCAAACAGAUCAGAAUGCUACGAAAGCCCUAGCGUUGGAUGGUUGGUUUGUUAAACUCUAUAAUUUGCAGCUGACAAGGACCCCUCUGAAUUUACGAGAUGAAAUUAGAAAAGCAAUUCCAGCUUCAUGGGAGCCGAAAGCAUUAGCCAGCUUUAUAGAAAAAUAUGGGACUCACAUAAUUACAAGUCUCCAAGUUGGAGGAAAGGAUGUAAUCUAUGUCAAACAGCUUCAAAAUUCACCCUGCUCUAAUGUUGAGGUCCUGAAACGUAUGGAGACUAUGGCUGAAAGGAGAUUUACAGGUCAAUCAGGUGGUUACAGCACUCCUAGAGAGCGACCUGGGAAAGAUAAGAUUAUGGAUGCAUUUUCUCCAACUAGUACGGCAGCUCGAUUGAAGCUACCGACAUCUUCCACAUCAUACUCUAAAGAAGGUAUAGAGAUUUACCAGUGGCGUAGAGGAGGUAAUGACAUGAUGGAUUCGCAUCAUAGAUGGCUCGCAACAGUUCCAGAAACUCCUGAUGUCAUUGCUAUGACGUUUGUGCCGAUUUCUUCAUUGAUAAGCGGCAUACCUGGCAAUGGAUAUUUAAGUCACGCUGUCAACUUAUAUAUGAGAUAUAAGCCUCCCAUUGAAGAGUUACAAAACUUUCUGGAGUUUCAGCUACCGACUCAAUGGUCACCUUCAUUAGCUGAGCUGGCGCUUGGACCUAGGAGAAAAGAGCCCGUCUGUCCAGUGAUGCAGUUCAGUUUGAUGGGACCCAAGUUGUAUGUAAGCACGAAUCAGGUCUUAGUGGGCAGGAGACCAGUAACGGGCCUUCGUCUCUACUUGGAAGGAGUGAAGUGUAACAGACUUGCAAUUCAUCUGCAGCAUUUAACAACGCUUCCUCGGAUAUUGCAACCCCAUUGGGAUACCCAUGUUUCUAUAGGAAAACCCGUUUGGAAAGCACCCGAAGAGCAUGAUGCGCGAUGGCUCGAGCCGGUGCAGUGGAAAGGCUUCAGCCACCUUAACACGGCUGCCAUUGAAUUUAAUGAAACAUGGUUUGGAGAGCAGAACGAUGCUCACAUCGUUACUGGAGCGCAACUGCAGCUUUCGGACGGUGGAAUGAAGAACGUUCUUUGCUUGAAGCUUCAAUUUUCACGAGUUCCAAAAUGUUCUAUUCGACGCUCUGUGUGGGACAAUACUCCUGCUAUUUCCCAGAAAUCAGGCUUAUUUUCACAAUUGGGUUUUUCUGGGAAACAACAGCAACAGAAAGCUCCACCCCCAUUCAACCCCAACUCAGCUGUUUGCAACAAAGGGCCUAAGGCACAACCGUUGAAGCUGCUGAAGUUUGUGGAUAUCACAGAGAUGAAGAAAGGACCACAGGACAUGCCUGGGCACUGGCUUGUGACUGGAGCGAAGUUGGAUGUGGAUGGUGGCAAAAUAUCAUUGCGAGUCAAGUACUCGCUUUUACACUAUUAAGGGGUUAGAUUUGGAUGUGGAUUUAUGCCAUGUUGUAGAAGUGAGAGGUAUGUCAAAGUUUAUGUCAACUUGAUUCUCAGGGUAUGGCAUUAUGCUAUUGCCUCAGCAGUGCCUGGGAUGAGCAUCUUUUUGUCUGAUCUAGGGCGGCAGCAUCUAUCUUGCGUGGGAGCGUUCUGGGGCAGAGUAUGAGCAAGGCACCUGUGAUAACAGUUACCACCCGGGGAAGGAAGAAACCUUCUUUCUCUUCUUUCUUAAUAUUGUCUCUGUGCAAUCUCACAUUCCUAGAAGGGGAGGUUAUAGUGAAUCAAGGUACGACGGCAUUUGUAAAGAUUUAUCAUUCAUCAUAGGCUUGAAAACAGUUCGUUCCAUGCUUACCUGCUCCUUCGCUGCAGUUGGCUGCAUAACCUCUCCCUCAUUUAAAGGCAGCGAGUGUCUCUGUUGAAGCUUUGUUUCCUGCGUUAGCAUGCAAUGUGAAAUUGGACUAGAUUCCAUGUGGAGUUUAUUUUCGUGUGGAGAUAUUUGACUAAGAUAUGCUCCACUAUGGAAACUCAAAGUAGAGAUUGAUAGUCUUCUUAAAGACGAGGCUGUUUAUCGAGUACCAUAAUUGUACGAUUAUAAGCAACCACAUCAGUAUUCUUACAGUGUUA
Messenger RNA from Physcomitrium patens, 3331 nucleotides. RefSeq names its product MACPF domain-containing protein CAD1. The record is from RefSeq and is a predicted model, not a curated record. Gene Ontology annotation, cellular component: plasma membrane. Gene Ontology annotation, biological process: plant-type hypersensitive response; regulation of salicylic acid mediated signaling pathway. NCBI's taxonomy places the organism in Eukaryota, Viridiplantae, Streptophyta, Bryopsida, Funariales, Funariaceae.